CCGCUGUAUUCCGAGAUGGCCGCAUAGCAUCUUGAUCAAGGAUGAACCCUCGAACAUCUCAACAUGGAUCCACCUGUGUUCUUCGAACGACUGCGACUACCCGGUGGUGUCUGGAGGCUCCUCGCUGCGUUCUUCGCUCUCUUGGAGUUCGUCUUCUACGAGUUUGGUUUCGUCAUGACGUGCUCUCUCCUCUUCUCGCACGCUUCGCACCUGAAAGAGUGCGGAGAACACGGCGGCUUGUGCGUGUACGUCAUGCCAAUAGGAGCUCAGAUCUUCGACGCCGUCUUGUUCUUCAUCGUCCUCGGUUCGGACGUCCUGGUCUUCGUAUCCAUCGGUAACGAAGACAACUACCUCCUCCGGAGUGCCAUCUACAUCCACUACGCAAUGGUGUUGAUCAACAUCAUGCGCAUCGGUGCACGUGUCAUAAUGGCACUUUGGCUGAAAUUGAUCGCAGUCGUUUUUGAGUUACUCAUUCAAUGGAUCUGUAUAGUCGUCUUCAGUUGCUAUUAUUGGGAACUGCUCCGAACGAGGUGACGAAAAUAAACCUAUCAAAUCCUUAUUUCUGAUCCUCAUUUUUAAACCUUAAUUUUUUAAUUCUUCUUAUAAUAUGAGACAUUGC
Nezara viridula (southern green stink bug) is the source of this 619-nucleotide messenger RNA. The record is from the annotation of a GenBank genome assembly. Lineage: Eukaryota; Metazoa; Arthropoda; Insecta; Hemiptera; Pentatomidae.